Messenger RNA from Lycium ferocissimum, 489 nucleotides. RefSeq lists its product as uncharacterized. Lineage: Eukaryota; Viridiplantae; Streptophyta; Magnoliopsida; Solanales; Solanaceae. The transcript has a single exon. Bases 1 to 489 code for a protein of 162 amino acids. The record is from RefSeq and is a predicted model, not a curated record.
AUGAAAAAUCACGAGAAUCGACCUCUUUCGGCGCAUUUGCACCAACUCCCCGAAGUGAAUGAGGUGUAUGCCCACUACUCCAGGCGUGGAAAAGGUCGUGGCCCCCGUCGUGGUCAUGAUAAUAGUCGUGGUCGUGAUAAUGGUCAAAGAAAAAAUUAUUUUCCUGGUGUUAAUCACUCUUCAAAGAAAAAUCACCACCAAAAGGGGAAAAACAAGGAUGAUAGGCAUGAAGUGCCAGAAGCACGUGGCUCAGAAAACAAAUGCUAUCGAUGUGGUGGAAGUGCACACUGGGCACGUACCUAUCGUACGGCAAAGCACUUGGUUGAGCUUUAUCAGGCAUCAAUUAAAAGAAAAGAGAAAAAUCCCGAAGCUAAUUUUAUCUCUGAAAAUCAAAUUGACAUCACACAUUUGGAUGUGUAUUUCUUUGAGCACCCUGAAGGAAAGAUAGAUCACUUGAUUAGUGAUGGUUCUGUGGUUAGAGAUGAUUGA